CGUGCCACAAGGUAGGAGACUAUUUUUUCCUACCUGAAAUGAAGCCAAACUCUUGUCCAAAAAGCUUCAACAAACCCCUUUCUCUUUCUCUCUCUCUUUCUCUCCAGACAAAAAGAGAAUAAAAUCCUCAAGCAAACCACUCUCUGAGCUUUCCUUUGAUCUUCCUUCUCUUUCGUCUUUCUCUCUUCUUUUCUUCUUCUCCAAUGUCUGAUGAGAAUAGGAGGACUCCUUACCACCACGAUCCUUUCUGUCAUGACCAAAAUAGGGUUAGUGGGGCUGGCUUCCCAUUCUUUUGUGAGAAGCCGGCCAUCUUCAAUCAAGGAGUGACUCCUUCACCGCAAGGCCUACACGCUACUGAUCCCUCCUACAUGACCUUCACUGACUACUUACAUGGCUCUCUCGACUACAACACCCUUUCAAAGGCCUUUGACAUGUCUUGCUCUUCAUCCGAAGUCAUCUCUCCAGUCGACAAUGAUUCGGGAAAGGGUACAGCCAGUCAUGAACAUCCCUCCACGCCUAAUUCCUUGGACACUUCUUCUUCCACUGAGGCCGUCACUGAAGAUUCCGGGAAGAGUAAGCAUAAGCCUGAUCUGCAGGGAGGAGGGUGUGAAGAUGGAGAUGAAAAUUCUAAGAAAGCCUCAUGGAAUAAAUCGAAGAAGAAAGGAGAGAAACGGCCAAAGGAACCACGGUUUGCUUUCAUGACUAAGAGCGAGAUCGAUCAUCUUGAGGAUGGAUACAGAUGGAGAAAAUACGGACAGAAGGCAGUCAAGAAUAGCCCUUACCCAAGAAGUUAUUACAGAUGCACCACUCAGAAAUGCACUGUGAAGAAACGAGUUGAAAGAUCAUUUCAAGAUCCCUCCAUUGUGAUCACUACAUAUGAAGGACAGCACAACCAUCCAUGUCCGGCUACGAUAAGAGGCAAUGCUGCUGCAAUGUUGCCAACUUCAUUUUUCUCAUCUGCUACAGUGGGAUCUAGCUUCCCUCAGGAGUUUCUGACUCAGAUGCUUCCCCCGAAUAAUCAAAGCGGUCCGAACUCUAUGUACUAUCACAACAUUACUCCCCACCACCAGCAGCAGUUCCAACUUCCUGACUACGGAUUAUUGCAAGAUAUAGUUCCCUCUUUCAUCCGCAAGCAGGAGCCAUGAACUCUCUCUAUUAAUGUAGUUGUUUUGCAUGGUAGAUGAACCGAUACCUAUAUGUCUAGCUUUUAAUUUAUAUAUGAAGGGAUUGCAGUGAAUGCAUAUUUCUGGCCUAUGAUGUUCGAGUACAAAUAUUAUUCAGAUCUUACAGAACUCCCUCACUUCAGAUCAACUUUAUCUUAAAGUUGAAACGCAGUGUUCACUUGAAGUAAUGGCAGUUCGCUUUGACAUUGCUUUCAUGGGAAAUGAAACAUCAUAUGGGAGGAUAUGAUGGUCAGGUCCAAUUCGUAUGCUUGUAGUUGUUUGAUCACACUAGAGACUGUAAUUUUGCAAUAUUGGAUGAUUGUUGAACAUUUUGUUUGGGAAUCAGCAGUUUAGAUUAUUGAA
Molecule: messenger RNA, 1526 nt
Organism: Vitis riparia (riverbank grape)
Lineage: Eukaryota; Viridiplantae; Streptophyta; Magnoliopsida; Vitales; Vitaceae
Product: WRKY transcription factor 71-like
Exons: 4
Coding region: 204-1145 (313 amino acids)
Biological process (GO): regulation of DNA-templated transcription
Molecular function (GO): DNA-binding transcription factor activity; sequence-specific DNA binding
Source: RefSeq, a predicted model, not a curated record